AUGGAGAACGCCUCCAACCACAGCGAGGAGGCCUUGGGGCCCCAGGACCCUUUCAGUGGCUUGAAGGUGUUGGCAGGGUGCCUGCUGUCGCUGCUGGUGCUGAGCACCGUGGUAGGCAACAGCCUGGUGUGCCUGGCUGUCCUCCGGUUCCACCACCUGCGGGCCAGAGCCACCAACUGGUUUGUGCUCUCGCUGGCCUUGUCUGACCUUUGCGUGGGGUUGCUGGUCAUGCCCUGGAAAGCGGUCACUGAGGUGGCAGGCGGGGUGUGGCUCUUUGGCAGCCACUUCUGCGACACGUGGGUGGCCUUUGACAUCAUGUGCUCCACUGCCUCCAUCCUCCACCUCUGCAUCAUCAGCCUGGAUCGCUACUGGGCCAUUGCCAACCCCUUCUGCUACGAGCGGCGGAUGACUCAGUCCCUGGCCUUCGCGAUGAUUGCUCUGGCUUGGACCCUCUCUGUCCUCAUUUCUUUCAUCCCUGUCCACCUCCACUGGCACAGAGCUGAGGAGACCCCUGGCCUGCUUCCCCAUCACUGCGACACUCGUCUCAACCGUACUUAUGCCAUUACCUCCUCCUUGAUCAGCUUCUAUAUUCCCGUCUCCAUCAUGAUUGGGACAUACGCACAGAUAUUUCGCAUUGCUCAGGCUCAGAUCCGUCGCAUCUCCUCCUUGGAAAGAGCAGGUGGCCUGUGCUUGGUCAAGGGGAAGGAGCCGGUUUCUUCUUUGCGCAGCUCACUGUGCAAGGAAACCAAGUUGCUUCAGACACUGGCCAUCAUCUUAGGAGUUUUUGUCUGCUGCUGGCUGCCAUUCUUCCUGCUCAACUGCCUAUUGCCCUUUUGUGACUCAAGGCCCAAGGACAGAAGCCUUGAGCAGGUGACCUGCAUCAGCCAAUCCACCUUCAAUAUUUUCAUGUGGUUUGGCUGGGCCAACUCCACUAUCAACCCAGUGAUCUAUGCUUUCAAUGUAGACUUCCAGCGGGCAUUCAGGAACCUGUUAGGUGGCCACCACCUUCCUUGUUGGGUUCCCAACCAUUCUGCCACCAAGAGAGUCCAUCUGAGCAACGAGUUGGCCUCCUACCCUCACAAAAAAGCGGAAGAUUCCCCAGUGUCAUUACCCGCACACGCCAUUGUUGCUUGGAAUGAGCCAAUCCCCUCCAUAGGGAGCAUUCAAGGAAAUGAAGAGACUUAUGGCGGGCUCCUAUUAGAGAAAGAGGUGCUUCCAUCCUCUCAAAGCACUCACAGAAGCAGUUCCAGAAUUCUUAACAUGCCAGUUUUGCUUCCCUUUCAGUGUGAGACUGAGAUAAUUUUGGAAACCGUUAAUCCCCCCGAUGGAACUUAG
Python bivittatus (Burmese python) is the source of this 1335-nucleotide messenger RNA. RefSeq names its product D(1) dopamine receptor-like. Gene Ontology annotation, molecular function: G protein-coupled receptor activity. Gene Ontology annotation, biological process: adenylate cyclase-activating adrenergic receptor signaling pathway; positive regulation of MAPK cascade. NCBI's taxonomy places the organism in Eukaryota, Metazoa, Chordata, Lepidosauria, Squamata, Pythonidae. The record is from RefSeq and is a predicted model, not a curated record. Gene Ontology annotation, cellular component: plasma membrane.